GACUUACAAAAAUAGCGAGCAAUUUGAGAUAAAUUUUGUCAGUCGAUAAUAUUUCAUUACUAUAUGCCAUGAUAUGCAUAGUGGUACAAUAACGGUUUAGUUGUGUUCGUGGCAAACAUGGCUACUGCUAACUUGAAAGAGAUGCUCGCCAAAGAUAUUUCAGAAAUCGAUAUAUUUAGCCACACCUAUGAAUAUAAAGGUGUCACUUUGUUUAAAAUGCAAAUGCCUGAGAUCUUCGAUGCUCUACAGACGUGGAUAACGAGGCCUGAUGACGUUUAUAUUGUUACAUGUCCCAAAUCAGGUACACACUGGAUAAUGGAGAUAGCUUUCUUGAUCAUGAACGACCUUCAACUCGAUAAAAUAAAUCGGGAGGCAAAUCUGUUUGCCCUUGAUUUCGCCAUAGCUAACAAUAACGAGAACACAACCAAGGUCACGCCAGGCCACGAAAUCAUGGCGCAGUGGAAAUCUCCUCGGAUCAUGGUUAGUCACAUCCUGGAAGAGUUUGCCCCGGAACAAAUCAAGAAAGGGUCAAAGGUCAUCUACUUCGCAAGGAACCCUAAAGAUGUAGCGGUCUCCUAUUUCAAGUUUAUCGGUGAUACAUUACCAGCUGAGAUGGGCGGAUGGAAGGGGUAUCUCCCUUACUUUCUUUCUGACAAAAUGAUUUCUGGUGGCUGGUUUCGCCAUGUUAAGGGUUGGUGGGCUCUCCGUAACCAGCCAAAUAUCCUUUGGUGUAAAUACGAAGACUUCCAUAAGGACCUGAGAGGCAAUAUCAAAAGGGUGGCAGAAUUCUUAGAGCGCCCUCUUUCGGAUGAAAAGUUGGACAAGCUCGUUGAGCUGACUGAAAUGAAAGGCAUGCGGAAAACUUACCAAGAUAUCGAGGAUACAAUGGGAGACACGGGCAAGGCGAUUACUCAACUUUUUGGGCAUCUGCCUUACCUCCGAAAAGGCAAGGUGGGCGAUUGGAAGAAUGAGUUUACGGUAGCUGAAAAUGAGUAUUUUGACGAUGUUUACCACAAGAAUAUGGACAACACUGGUAUCGAAGUCCAGUUUGAGUUGUAAGCAGGGAUGUACGCGAGGCCGGCUUCGAGGCCGCACUUUGCCGGCCUUGCUGGGCCUCUACCCGCGUCACGUGAACAAAGACAAUGGGAGGUUUUCUCCAGCGGCAUCGGGAUCCGGAGGGAACGGGGCCCCGUCUUAAAAAAUAAUUGCGAUAGAUCCAUCAACCACAACUAUGGAAAGCCAGCAACGUCAACAUCUAAACUGCAUGUUUCUUCAAAAAAAAAUUCAGAUGUGAUGUAUAUUCAAACAUUCCUUGUUUUCUUGAAAAUUCAAUGUGCUUCCCUUUAUUAACAAAUUGUGCAAAUUUCCUGUAGUAGAAAUUAUGACAUUGAUGGACUUCCAUACAGCUCAGGUUGAUCGGAUCAAUCGUAACUCUUUGUAAGACGGGGCUAUGGUCUCUAUUGAAUCCCUGGUUGUAUAAGCAUGAACUGCUUCACACUGCGAUGAAAUUGAAAUCAUUUCUAUUUCAUCUUAUAUUAUUAUGAUUUAUUUUAUUUUAUCUUUUCUAAUUUCAUUUUAUUUCAUUUAUUUUAUUUUAUCUUUUCUUACUUUAUUUUAUUUAAUUUCCUUAUGUUUUAUUUUAUUUUACGUCAUUUUAUUUUAUUCUAUUUUACUUUAUUUUAUGUCAUUUUUGUUUGUUCAUAUUAGGGUUGAUGAAAACUAUUUUCCAUAUUAACUGUCUCGUCCGGGUUUUUUGUUUGUUUGGGGGGUCUUGUGUUUAUUAAGAGACUUUGUCAAUGUAAAGAACAAUUGACUUGCGAUCGUCUAACUUGCAUUUAUUUCCCUUUCUUUAAAUUAGGUAUACAAUUAUGUCAGAUAGGGAAGGGUCUAAGUUGAAAAAAGUUCAGCUUGAGUUGUAAGAAUAUAUUGUAAUGAUAAUAAUAGCAAUAAUCAUCGCUAUUCGAUCAUGAAAGUUCAUCUGUGUUGGUUGAAAAUAAGAGAAAGCUUAACUUCCCCUAAUCUUAACACAAAAAACCCGAAUAUUUUUUUUCUCUGUGUUGAGAUCAAAAGUUUAUAUUUUUCUUAAUCACCGCUUUUUUACUACUGUUACUAUUAUUGUUAUUAUUUUUACAAUUAUUAUUAUUAUUAUCAUUAGCAUUAUCAUCACAAAUUUAUAAGUUCAUACAUUGUUUGGAAAUGUGCUUUCCACCAGCAUUACAUAGCAUAAAUAAAACAAAAUAUAGAGGAUGUGAGAAUAC
This is a messenger RNA of Lytechinus pictus (painted urchin), 2258 nucleotides long. RefSeq names its product sulfotransferase 1A1-like. Bases 118 to 1059 code for a protein of 313 amino acids. The transcript is spliced from 6 exons. Gene Ontology annotation, molecular function: sulfotransferase activity. Lineage: Eukaryota; Metazoa; Echinodermata; Echinoidea; Temnopleuroida; Toxopneustidae. The record is from RefSeq and is a predicted model, not a curated record. Gene Ontology annotation, biological process: sulfation. Gene Ontology annotation, cellular component: cytoplasm.